AUGCCCUGCCCUCGGCCUCCCUGGCUUCGCCGCCUCCGGGCCCCUCAGGGCUCGCUCUCCGCGGCCCGCUCCCCCGGCGGGGAGGAGGGCGAAGUCGACGGCGGCCGGGAGGAAGAGGAAGGGGACGGCAGCCCGGGCUCCGGCCCCAUCCUGACCCCCGCGUCCCCCGGGGACUGUCUCAUCUGUGUGUCACCCUUCGACGGCGUUUUCAAGCUGCCCAAGCGCCUGGACUGCGGCCACGUCUUCUGCCUCGAGUGCCUGGCUCGCCUGUCCCUGGCCACGGCGGGUGGCGGCGACGCGGUGGCCUGCCCCGUGUGCCGCGCGCCCACGCGCCUGGCCCCGCGCGGAGGGCUGCCCGCGCUGCCCACGCAGCCCGGCCUGCUGCCCCGCGCCGCGCGCCCGCCGCUGCGGCGCCAGGGCUCGGUGCGCUUCGACCGCCGCCGCGGCCUGCUCUACCUGCGGCCGCCGCCGCCGCCGCCCGGACCGCGCCGCCUUUCCUUCUCCAGCCCGGCCUGGGCCUUCAACGCGGCAGUGGCGCUGGCGGUGCUGGUGGCCGCGGGCCUCGUCGUCUCGGGUGUCUACAUCUUCUUCCUCAUCCCCCACGCCGCCGCCUCCGGCCCCGUGCGGCCCCAGCUCGUGGCGCUCGCCCCGGCGCCCGGGUUCUCCUGGUUCCCGCCACGGCCCACGGCGGGGACCCCCUGGACGCCGCGCCCCGUGGGCCCUGGCCUGGACAGCGCCCUGCCAGGGGCUGCGGAGGACACGGCGGAGGCUGAGGGGUUGCUGGACAGAGCCCCGGAGGGCGUGUGGGGGCCCGAGGCUGGCCCGCGCUGA
Callorhinus ursinus (northern fur seal) is the source of this 831-nucleotide messenger RNA. It is a transcript of the gene RNF225, whose product is annotated as ring finger protein 225. The record is from RefSeq and is a predicted model, not a curated record. Gene Ontology annotation, molecular function: ubiquitin protein ligase activity. Gene Ontology annotation, biological process: protein ubiquitination. NCBI's taxonomy places the organism in Eukaryota, Metazoa, Chordata, Mammalia, Carnivora, Otariidae.